AUGGUGGAUUUAUUUUGUAUUUAUUCGUCUCAUGGGAAAUUAUUAAUAGAGCAAUGUUUUAAUAAAGAACGAUAUAAAAGGAAUGUACAUAAUUUUAUAAAAAGAAUACUACAUAAUAAAACUAACAAUAAUAAUAAUAAUAAUAGUAGUAAUCAUAUGAAUAACAAUGGUGAUAAUAAUUACUAUUUAAUAUUGAAUAAUACAUCAUAUGAUUAUAGGAAUGAUAAGCUACAUUUAUUAAAUGGAAGAUGUUUGGAUGACAAAAAAUUUGUUUAUAUAAUAAAAAAUGAUGAAUUAUAUUUUGUAACAUUAAUAGAAGGUGAAAAUAAUCCGAUAUUAAUUAUAGAGAUGAUGCAAGAAAUAAUAAAAAUUAUAAAAAAAUAUUUUAAUAUAGAUAAGUUAAAAGAAAAUAUAUUAAUACAUAACUAUACUAUAAUAAAUUUUUUGAUAAAUGAAAUAUUAGUACAGAAUGGGAAACCUGCGUUAUUUAUUCAUACAAUUUUAAAAGAAUUAAUUGAAUAUGAUAAUAAUAGUAAUAAUAAUAAUUAUUAUAAUUUUAAUUAUAAUACUAAUAAUAAUUUUUUGAAUGAAACAUUAAAAAUAGGUCCUAUACCAAAUAAUUUAUAUAAUUUGAUAACACAAAAUAAGUAUAUAAAUAUAAAUGUUGGAAAUAGUAUUAAUAGUAUUAAUAGUGUUAAUAAUAUGAAUAAUAUUAAUAAUAAUAGUAAUGGCAAUCUUGUUAUGCUUAAUAUUAAUAAUGAGAAGAAUAUAAAUUAUAGUUAUAGUAAUGGUUCAUAUCUUAAUGGGAAACAUCCUAUAUAUAAUUAUUGGAGAUCAUAUAAUCAGACAUAUACAUCAUCAAAUGAAAUAUAUAUAGAUGUUGAAGAAAAUGUAAAUUGUAUUGUUAAUAAAAAUAAUAAAAUAAUACAUUAUUAUAUACAAGGUAAUGUAUAUAUUAAUUCUAAUAUUAAUGGUUCACCACAUAUUAAAUUAUAUUUUAAUCAAUUAGAUAUUCAAAAAUGUAAUUUCCAUUAUACAAUAAAUCGUAAUAAAUUAUUUUAUAAAAAUAAAGAUCAACAUAAUGAUAAUAAUAAAAAUAUAAUAAUUCACUUUGUGCCUUUACAUGAAAAAUAUUGUCUUCUACAUUAUUAUGAUAAAAUUUUAUUACAUCCUGCACAUUCGUCUGCAUAUAAAAUGAUUGAAUAUCAUAAUAAAAAUAACAUAAAAAGUAAAACACAUUUUAAUCAUCAAGAAAAUAUUAACAACACAAUAACAAACGUAUUAAGUUUAACUACUGUUGAAGAUAUUAUAAAAGAUAAUGAAAAUAAAAAUCACCAUGAUAUAACAAAUCAUAACAAUAUUAUACAAAAAAAUAAUAGUAACUCCUUUGAAAGUUCAAAUAUAAAUGUAGGCUAUGUAGAAAAAAAUAUGAAUAUACAAAAUAAUAUAAAUAUAUCAAAUAAUAAUUAUAUUGAAUAUAACAACAAUUUUCAAUUAAAUAAUAUUUUAAAUAUAUAUAAUAAUGAAAACUUUAAUAUAACACAAAAUUAUUUUCAUAUACCAAAUGAUAAUUGUAAAAACAGUUAUGAUAAUAAUUUAUUCUCACAUCCGAAAUAUAAACUACCCAUACUUAUUAAAGGUAAUGUACAAUUUGUUAGUACAGAAAAUAUGUAUAAAAUAAAAUUAAAUGUCCUUUUAAAUAAUAUUAAUACAAAUAAAAAUAAUAGUAAUAUAUUAUUAAACAGAUAUGAAAAUAUCUUAAUUAAAAUACCUAUACAUCAUUUUAUCAAGUCAGUUAAUUUUCAUACAUCCUUAGGAAAUAUUAAUUAUAAUGAAAAAAAGAAAUGUAUUUAUUGGUUUAUAAAUUAUCUUACAGAUAUGAAUACACAAAUAUAUGCUAAUAUAUCUUUAUAUGUUCCUACACAUGAAGAAAAUCAUAUGAAUCAAAUAAAUAAUAUAAAUCAAUUAAAAAAUACAUAUCAUUUAUCCCCAUUAAAUAAUUUUAACCUAUAUCCUCUCUUUAAUUUUGUAGCAUAUGCUAGCCUAAAAAUUAAUGGAGUAUCCAUAACUGAUCAUAAAAUAGAAAAAAUUGAAAUACAAAAUAUGAAAAAUAUGGAAAUACGUAAGGGUUGUAGAUAUACUACCAUAUACAAUAACAUCGAAUUUAGGCUAUAA
Messenger RNA from Plasmodium gaboni, 2175 nucleotides. Its product is annotated as adaptor complexes medium subunit family. Bases 1 to 2175 code for a protein of 724 amino acids. Gene Ontology annotation, biological process: endocytosis. Gene Ontology annotation, cellular component: cytoplasmic vesicle. The transcript has a single exon. NCBI's taxonomy places the organism in Eukaryota, Apicomplexa, Aconoidasida, Haemosporida, Plasmodiidae. The record is from RefSeq and is a predicted model, not a curated record.